Molecule: messenger RNA, 1552 nt
Organism: Pygocentrus nattereri (red-bellied piranha)
Lineage: Eukaryota; Metazoa; Chordata; Actinopteri; Characiformes; Serrasalmidae
Product: tubulin alpha-8 chain-like
Exons: 4
Coding region: 125-1474 (449 amino acids)
Biological process (GO): microtubule cytoskeleton organization; mitotic cell cycle
Cellular component (GO): cytoplasm; microtubule
Molecular function (GO): GTP binding; structural constituent of cytoskeleton
Source: RefSeq, a predicted model, not a curated record
AGUCGCUUUGUUUGUUGAUGGAUGUGUGUGCUUUAGGAAGGUGUUGACUCUUGCUGACUUUUUAAAUAAACCUCUGUUCUGUGACUUUGCAGAUCUGGGACGUUGCUCCGUUUUCCGCGUCACGAUGAGGGAGUGCAUCUCUGUACACAUUGGCCAGGCUGGUGUCCAGAUGGGUAAUUCCUGCUGGGAGUUGUAUUGUCUGGAGCAUGGCAUCCAGCCUGAUGGGAUGAUCACUUCUGGCAGCACUGCCCUGGCUGACUCCUCCUUCGGCACUUUCUUCAGUGAAACUGGAGCGGGAAAGUAUGUUCCACGUGCUGUUUUCAUAGACCUGGAGCCAACGGUUGUAGAUGAGAUCCGCAAUGGGGGUUAUAAGCAACUUUACCAUCCAGAACAGCUCAUCAGUGGCAAAGAGGAUGCUGCCAACAACUAUGCUCGUGGCCACUACACCAUUGGCAAAGAGAUUGUGGACUCUGUGCUUGACCGAAUGCGCAAAAUGGCUGAUCAAUGUACGGGUCUCCAGGGGUUCCUCAUUUUCCAUAGUUUUGGCGGUGGAACUGGGUCUGGUUUCACCUCCUUGUUGAUGGAGCGUCUUUCUGUGGAUUAUGGUAAAAAGUCAAAGCUGGAGUUCUCAGUCUACCCUGCUCCCCAGGUUUCCACUGCAGUGGUAGAGCCCUACAACUCUAUCUUGACCACUCACACCACACUUGAGCACUCUGACUGCUCCUUCAUGGUUGACAAUGAGGCCAUCUUUGACAUCUGCAAGCGCAAUCUUGAUAUUGAGCGUCCUUCAUACAACAACCUCAACAGACUCAUUGCCCAGAUUGUGUCCUCGAUCACCGCUUCUCUACGCUUUGAUGGAGCUCUUAAUGUGGAUCUCACGGAGUUCCAGACCAACCUAGUACCAUAUCCUCGUAUCCAUUUCCCUCUGGUCACCUACUCUCCCAUUAUCUCUGCUGAAAAAGCCUACCAUGAGCAGCUGUCUGUAGCAGAGAUAACCAAUGCCUGUUUUGAGCCAGCCAAUCAGAUGGUGAAAUGUGACCCUCGCCGUGGUAAAUACAUGGCUUGUUGCCUGCUAUACCGUGGGGAUGUGGUGCCUAAAGAUGUCAAUGCUGCCAUUGCCAGCAUCAAGACCCGUCGCUCCAUCCAAUUUGUGGACUGGUGUCCUACAGGCUUCAAGGUGGGCAUCAACUACCAGCCACCCACUGUAGUUCCUGGUGGCGAUCUAGCCAAGGUCCAGAGGGCUGUGUGUAUGCUGAGCAACACCACAGCCAUUGCUGAAGCCUGGAGCCGUUUGGAUCACAAGUUUGACUUGAUGUAUGCCAAGCGGGCCUUUGUGCAUUGGUAUGUGGGUGAGGGAAUGGAAGAAGGAGAGUUCUCAGAGGCCAGAGAGGACAUGGCUGCGUUGGAGAAGGAUUAUGAGGAGGUUGGAGCAGAUUCUGCUGAGGAUGCUGAAGAUGAGGAAGAUGAGUACUAGAAUGUUUCCCACCUUGCACUGGAAGGCUUCUGUACAAUGGCUUCUUGUGUGAAAUAAAUCCUGCAGUAUGUAAAAUUG